UCGGCCCUUUCAUCUUCAUCGCGUGGAAAACAAACAGUCGCUCAUAGAGGUGUAUACAUCCUCCAUCGCUGCAGCCGUCGACGAGCAGCCUUCGAUCUUCAUCUCGUGGAAAACAAACAGUCGCUCAUACACCCGGCACCGCAGCCGUCGACGAGCAAGGCGAAGUAUCAGUUAUCGCUCCAUUCUUUCAGCGCCAUUUUCUGCAACUCGAAAAUGAGUCAAGCAACAACAGGUAGCAACGGCGCAGCCCGUUCCAGCAAGCCCAACAAGACGGACCAAAAGCGCCGUUCUUGGUCCACUCACGAAGAACAUGUGUUGCUCGCCUCAUUGAAAGAACUUGUUGCCAACGGUUGGAAAUCCGACAACGGAUUUCGCGGCGGGUAUUUGAGCAAACUCGAGGAGGCCAUGAGGAAGGAGUACCCCGACACUGACUUGAAGGGAACGCCCCACAUCAACUCGAAGGUGACAACAUGGAAGAAAACAUAUUAUUCACUUUGGAACAUUCUCAAACAUAGCGGGGUUGGCUUCAAUGUCAACGGCAAGCAUAUGAUUGACUGCGAUGAUGAGCAGUGGCAAAGCUUUGUGGCUGCUGAUAAGAAUGUGGGCAAUUUUCGUUACAAGAGUUGGCCUUAUUACGAGGAUUGGAAGCUAAUCUUUGGCAAGGAUAGGGCAACGGGCGAUGAGGCGGAGGACCUAAUGGAGGCGGCGCAUGAAAUGUAUCAAAAGUUGAGUGGCAGCCCGCUCAACGAUCUUGGAGAUUACCACGUCUCCCUCGACGACAUAUUUGAGAAUGACGUGACCGGGGACAAUGUAAGUCAAACCCCCAAUCAACAAGAAACCAUACCGAAUGAACGGGAGGCUCCAACAACAAGCAAGAAAAGGCGCCGUAGUGGAGGUUUCGAUGAGAAGUUCUUUGAGGCAUUGCAUGAGGUCGGGCGGGGCACGGAAUCACGACUUGAGACUAUUUCAUGUAGAAUGGGGUACGACUUCGACGUAUCAAAGGCGCGCAAAGAAGUGAAUGCCAAGUUGAGUGGCAUACCCGGGCUCUCACAACAUGAUAAGUUUGUUGUAUGCAAUAUGCUUGCGGAGAAAACGGAGUAUCUCGAUAUCUUUUCUAGCCUCUCCGAGGAUGAGAAGGGAGCAUAUGUCACGUUCCUUCUUGCUUCGAAGAAGGACAAGUGAUUCAACUCGUACAAGGGGGCGUCUCUUUUUUGAACGUGGGUACACGCACUUUACUAUCGUGUAUUGGAUCUUAUUUGCUUUUUAUUGUUUCUCAACUCUUUCUAGUUUGGGAUAUUUCUGUUUUUUAUAGACUUCAAUGUCAUUUUUUGCUAAUUUUGGAUUCAUAUAUGUUGUUGAAUUAUGGAGCGGCUCUUUUUGAGUAUUAA
Salvia miltiorrhiza (redroot sage) is the source of this 1388-nucleotide messenger RNA. RefSeq lists its product as uncharacterized. The record is from RefSeq and is a predicted model, not a curated record. Bases 214 to 1182 code for a protein of 322 amino acids. Lineage: Eukaryota; Viridiplantae; Streptophyta; Magnoliopsida; Lamiales; Lamiaceae. The transcript is spliced from 3 exons.